ACUCAUGACAUGGCAACAAAAAUCAUCUUCUUCACAGUGAACGGGAGACCGGAGAAGGCGGAGUUCCCCGGGGACUGCCCUGCGCAGGAUGUCAAAGAUCUGUUCCGCUCUGCAGCCGAGGCCGGACCCCAUGACAUCCUGAAGCUGUACAACCCCAAAGGCAACAUCACCAACAUCUCCCCGGGACUGGAGCCCAACUCCUCCAGCUGCUGCUACAAACUGGAGGUGGUGGCUGCCGACUGCAACAGUGCGGAGCUUGCAGGUGCACUGGGAUUUGACCUCUCCUCCAUGGAGAAAAGACUGCAGGGCCUCGAGAAGAGAAUCCUGACGGAGGCCGGUGACGCUCCUGCAGUGGUGUACGAGAUGAAGAAACAGGUGGAUUCAUUCCGGGAGAAACUGGAGAGUGUGGAGCACCUGAGCUGGCUGGGCUUGUUUAAAGAUCUGUCCGAGGGAACACACAAGCCCUCCCCCUUCUACCACAAGAGAACCCUGCAUAAGACCAGGAAGGAGUGUGAGCAUGUACGGGAGAAGUUCCUCCAAAUGAGCUCCCUGGAGGUAUCAGAGGAAGUGAGGCAGUACCUAAAGACCCCCACCUUUGAUAACUGGCAGUGGGAGGAUGCAGAGAUCAUGGUGCUCCUUCAGGUCAUGUACACAGAUUUAGAUUUCAUCGCAGCCUUCAACAUCGAGCCGGCGGUCCUGCAGCACUUCCUGUUCGAGGUGUACCGGAGAUACAACAACAUCCCCUUCCACAACUUCAAGCACUGCUUCUGUGUCACCCAGAUGAUGUACGGUCUGAUCUGGCUGACGGACCUGAAGAGUAAGAUGGACAGCGAGGACCUGCUCAUCAUGCUGACCUCUGCAGUGUGCCACGACCUCGACCACGCCGGGUACAACAACGCCUAUCAGAUAAAUGCUCGGACCGAACUCGCUCUCCGGUACAACGACAUCUCUCCACUGGAGAACCACCACUGUGCCAUAGCUUUUGAGAUCCUGGAGAAGACAGAGAGCAACAUCUUCAGAAAUCUGUCCAUGAAUCAGUACAAGCGGAUCAGAGAAGGGAUCAUCAAAUGCAUCCUGGCCACUGACAUGACGAGGCACAAUGACAUUCUCAACAAGUUUAAGUCCAUCCUGACAGCUUUUGACUUCACCAACAAGGAGCACAGAGAAGUGCUGAUGAUGAUCCUGAUCAAAGUGAGCGAUAUCUCCAACGAGGCGCGGCCCAUGGAGGUGGCUGAGCCCUGGUUGGACUGUCUGCUGCAGGAAUUCUACAACCAGAGUGAUGUGGAGAAGUUAGAGGGGCUUCCAGUCACCCCCUUCAUGGAUCGGGACAAAGUCACCAAGCCGUCGUCUCAAACAGGCUUCAUCAGAUUUGUCCUUCUGCCUCUCUUCAUCGAGCUGGCCAACCUCUUCCCCUGCUUGGAGCAACACAUAAUCCACCCGGUACGGAAGGCUCUGGAUUACUACACAGAGAUGGAGAAGGCGCUGGAGAGGGAGAAAGUGAUCCGGGCUCAGACACAGUGUGCUGCUGACAGCCUCACAGACUGAGGGACCCAUCUGUGGGGCCGAGGCAGCUUUAAGAAGAGGACUAUCUGAAACCUGCUGUCUAAAGAUUGUAUGGUUUUUAGAUUUGUUUGAAUGUAUUUGAACUACAACUGAAUCUAAAUGUGUAUUUUUGUAUUAUUAUCAUUAUUAUUUAUUAAUGUUUUGGUUUAUUUACCGGGCUAAGCACAAGUACUAUAUUGCGUUCAAGAAAGAAAAGGGUAAGAUUACCUUUUAUUGUAGUUUUGGUGUAUGCAGUAAUCUGUUAUGUGAUGUAAACAGUAAUAACUUUGAAAGAGUAUGUUUAAAAUACAAAACAACA
Messenger RNA from Gymnodraco acuticeps, 1861 nucleotides. RefSeq names its product high affinity cGMP-specific 3',5'-cyclic phosphodiesterase 9A. The coding region runs from base 10 to 1545 and encodes 511 amino acids. NCBI's taxonomy places the organism in Eukaryota, Metazoa, Chordata, Actinopteri, Perciformes, Bathydraconidae. Gene Ontology annotation, biological process: cGMP catabolic process. The transcript is spliced from 14 exons. Gene Ontology annotation, molecular function: 3',5'-cyclic-GMP phosphodiesterase activity. The record is from RefSeq and is a predicted model, not a curated record.